Messenger RNA from Gasterosteus aculeatus aculeatus (three-spined stickleback), 3019 nucleotides. Its product is annotated as transmembrane protein 186. NCBI's taxonomy places the organism in Eukaryota, Metazoa, Chordata, Actinopteri, Perciformes, Gasterosteidae. Gene Ontology annotation, cellular component: mitochondrion. The record is from RefSeq and is a predicted model, not a curated record.
CGACAGCUAGUUCAGCUAGCUAAGCGUUAGCAAGCGACAGCUAGUUCAGCUAGCUAACGUCAGCUACCCGUCCUGCUAGGUAUAUUUUCUGUGAUAUAAGGGCACGCUCAGCGUGGACAGCAGGUAAAACAAUGGUUACUCGGGCAGAUCGAUGAGACGCCUCCGAGCAGAGAGAAACCCUGCCAGUGGUCAUUCAGUAACGAUAUACGAGAAACAGGAACUCCGUUUUCACGUUACGGCGGAUGUGACAACUCUGCCGCAAGCUAUGCGUCUCUUCCGCGAGCUGAAUACUUUUAAAGCAAGAUGUUACAUGUUGGGAUUCUUACACAUGAAAUGCAUUUUAUUCUAAGGGUAGUUUACAACUGGCUCUUAAGAGGGCGAAUAAAGCACCAACCGGCUGCUGAGUACAUCCGGGUCAGAGGGUUUCAGUCGUGUUAGCUAACGUUAGCCGAACAGCUCGCAUGUCUCUGACUUCGACUUUUUUCGUUUCUUCUUCCAUUAAGCCUGUCAUCGAUCAUGAUCAGGACAGUGCUGCUGUGCAGAUUUACUUCAAAUAUCCUCCUUCAGACAUCCUGCUCCAGAGGAUCAUGUCUACUUACAGGUCGGACAACUUAUGGGGUGCAGCCUCAUUCACCAGGCCGCACACCCUCUCAGCACAGCUUCCCGGGACCCCACCUACCUAAAAUCACAGCCCUGGUCAGGUGCUCGGACGCUUCCGCAAACAGAUACUCUUUGAUUUACACCCUGCCGCACAUUCGGCUCCUCAGAGCCGUGUCCAGGCUGAAACUGCUGCAAACUGCAAUCACCGUGGUCAUCUUGCCCCCCGUGUACCUCUUCUACUUCCAGGGAGCCGUCCCGUUCGCUCUUGUCAGCUACACAACUGGUAUAGCGUUGCUUGCUGGUGUCAUGCUCUUCACUGCCAGUCACUUCUUCAGGAGGGUUGUGGGGAUGAUGUACCUAGACCCUCCUCAGACCACGCUCAAAGUGUCCCACCUCACCUUUUGGGGCAGGCGCCAUGACCUCUACCUCCCCGUGUCAGAUGUUAUGACCAUCGGGGAUACGGGCGACUCUGUCAACGAGACAAUAGUGAAACUCAAGAGAUUCAGCAGUCCACAGACGCUGUAUUUCUCCACUCGUUUUGGACGUGUGGUGGACAAACAGGCUUUUGAGAAGGUGUUUGGAACUUACAAAUGAUAGUUUGCUCAAAAUGUACGAAUAGUCAACAAUGAAUUGUCCUAAUAAUACGGUGUAACUUGUUAUGAUGAGGAGGAUGUGUUCUCUUGUAAGACUGUCGCUAGUAUAAACAUUGAAAUAAGUUAGCGGUCUUUUGUCUUAUGAGUCCACAGUGAAUAAUUAGCUAAUUCAUGAAUAAAGCUCGUGGCUGGAUUGUAAAUAUAGAUAUUUGUUGGACUACUGAGUGACCACUACCGUAAGAGUACAGAUUCAUUUGGUUUUCAACCAGGGACUUAACGCGUGAAGGAAAAAAACUGUGACAAAAGUAAAAGAAACCCACUAGAAACUGUGUUUGUGUGUGGAAAGUAACUUAUUUUUUAAGGAGCUAAUUGCAAAUCCCAUAUGUUCUGCUGUCUAGUUUAGGAUUUUGAAGUUUUGCAAAAACACACAUCCAUGACACUUAAUCCAUGACACUUAAGAUAAUCUUCACAAAUAUACAACACGAUUUCAUUUUGAAACAAAAAGCCGAUUGUCAGAAAUCAAAAGCUUUAAAAGCUUAAGGCUGUAAACAGGCUUUGGUUGUCUGAUUUAGUCACUUGUUAGCAGCCGACUCUUGAAAGACACGUAAAGGAUGAAACAUUUCCAGAAGGGUCAUUUAAGAGACCUACUUAGAUACCGUUCAGUCAACCGGCAGUUCCCUCAACACAAAGUUCUUGAAACAUCCUAAACAGCUUUUAAAUCCGCGUUUGAUGCACAGCUUCGUUCCCACAGACGCUGCAGUCUGAAAUGAUGCUGUACACCAAACUAGCGUUAAAGGAUUUUCUGGGGCGCCUCAUUCCAACAUCUGUUUGAAAUGAGCAGCACACUCGGCCGAUCUUCAUGUUUCGACCCCGACCACAAUGUGGCAGCAGCAUGCAGCAAAAGGCUCCUGUGUAGCAAACCCAGCCACUCUUAUUGUCCCUCUCUUAAGUACUAUCUGUUGUGGAAUGAUCGCAUGGACCACGAUGCAUUUGGACAAAUUUGGUAAAAUUCAAUCCAAAUGCAUCGUGGUCCAUGCGAUAAUGGGCCACAGGCCCUAGAACAAGAUGUUUAAAUGUUUUCUGCUUGUGUUACCUACACAUAUUCAUUGUUGCAUUGUAUCUAUCAGCUGGGCCGAGUGUCACUUUAUGAAAUGGUGACUAUGUUCUGUAUUUCUCCUCUAGCCUGACAUAUGAAUAUGUAUAUAAACGUGAUUAUGCACAGCGAGCACCACCAUCAUCCAUCGGAAACGUUAAACCUCAUGAUGGUUAACUAUUCAGUUAUAUCCCAACAUUCUUCGCAAAGGCUUGAAUACAAAUAAAUAAACACGAAUGGUUUGUAUUCUCGCUGUUUAGAUAACAGCUGUUUAAAAUCUAAACGUCAGUCUGAAAUGUGCGACAGAUUGAACUGGAUGUUGUUGUGCGGUUGCCGUCACACCCCAGAUAAAAAACAUAACAAAAAACCACCCAGUCCACCUGUGGGCUUCCAGAAGAUUACUUGAGAACACGAACAAAGGAACAAAGGUCCGGGAAUGGAGUUUUUUCCUCUACAAAGAUCUCUGUGCAUUGAAAGGGAUUCUGGCAGCCCAACGGACUUCUUUCAUGUCUUGAAGGGCCCUGGAGAGUCCUGCCCCACUGAAGGAAAACCCCACUUAGUUGUUGCUGUCCUGCUGCAAAACGUGCAACUACAGACCCACCUCUGUUUGUUUUUGUCAUUGUUAAUAACAGAGACGAGCUUCCUAUGAUCAACAAUAUUGCAUUGACCUCGACUCCAUCCCCGCUGGAUUGAUUCUGCUUUCAUAUUCAAUACAAUUUCCUGUGUUUAUGAA